Molecule: messenger RNA, 956 nt
Organism: Lasiosphaeria miniovina
Lineage: Eukaryota; Fungi; Ascomycota; Sordariomycetes; Sordariales; Lasiosphaeriaceae
Product: HAD-like domain-containing protein
Exons: 1
Coding region: 133-936 (267 amino acids)
Molecular function (GO): hydrolase activity, acting on halide bonds, in C-halide compounds
Source: RefSeq, a predicted model, not a curated record
CAAGAUCUAGCGCCGUGUCUCGUGCGGGCUGGUGCUCUCGCUCUUCAAUUACGUCGGUUUUCGGCUUCUGCAUCGACAAAGUCUCUCGUCCGGUUGCUGGAUCAUCAUCUCCCCUUUUUCUGACCAGGGGCCAUGUCUUCCGCAUCGCUGGCGAGCCAAAUCAAAGGCCUGACUUUUGAUGUUUUUGGCACCGUGGUCGACUGCAGGACCCCCGUGACGAAGGCACUGGUCGAGGCCGCCGCGGCCAAGAUUGCCUCCCCGGCCUCUGGCUCUCUUCCACCGGAUAUCCAGGCCCGCGUCCGAGCCCUGACUAAAGACGACUGGGCCGCCUUUACCCAGGAGUGGCUGUACUCGUAUGGCAAAUUCACACACAGCUUUGUCCCGGGCGUGACCGAGUGGAAAGACAUCGACACGCAUCACUACGACAGCUUCAUCGAGCUGCUUGACAAGUGGCAGCUGCCAGGGCUAUACACUCCCGACGAGAUGAAGCAGCUGAACAAAAUCUGGCACGCUCUAGAGCCGUGGCCGGAUAGUUCAGAAGGCAUCCACAAGCUUGGCACGCGCUUCAAGGUGUCGACUCUGUCCAACGGGAACAGAUCGCUGCUUGCGGACCUCAACGAGCAUGGUAACCUAGGCUUUCAGUACUUGGCGUCGGCCGAGGACUUCAAAGCCUACAAACCUAAUCCGGCCACAUAUCUCGGCGCCUGCCGGCAACUUGGUUUGGAGCCUAGUGAGGUUGCCAUGGUUGCUGCGCACCUGGGAGACCUGGCAUCCGCCCGAGCGCUUGGGCUGCGGACAAUAUACGUCGAGAGGAGGCAUGAAGAGGACUGGAAGCCCGACGAGGAAAGAUAUCGCGAGGCCAAAGAAUGGGUCGACUUGUGGAUAAAAGAAGACGAAGACGGGUUCAAGGAGGUCGCCGAAAGGUUGGGGAUCUGAAGCAUCAAAGCACAAUCCGU